Molecule: messenger RNA, 6816 nt
Organism: Coregonus sp. 'balchen'
Lineage: Eukaryota; Metazoa; Chordata; Actinopteri; Salmoniformes; Salmonidae
Source: the annotation of a GenBank genome assembly
AUGGGUAGUGAACAGAAAAGGACAGCUUGGACUAUGACCCUGGUGCCUAUAUGGCUCUCCAUAGUAGUGGUCCUGCUAUGUGGCAGGUUCUUUCUAGUGGGGACAGAGGGAGGGGAUGGGGCUGUGUCCUCCUCCACCUACUCUCCCAACCCUGAUGAGACCCACAGUUCCAACUGCUCAAGUCUCACUGUGAAACUGGAGUUUUCGACCAAAGUAGUCGAACAUGGUAAGCUAUGUUACUGUAGUUUACAGACUAGAACACCAAUGGCAGGAAGGGCUGCCUCUUGGCUACUCCUAUGGAACUUCUGCUGUAAAAUCAUGACUGACAUACAAGGUCCAUACUCACCAUUUCCUAACAUUUCAUUAUUUGGGUCAAAGCCAAAGGAUGUUUGGGAGAUAUUCAGGCCACAUUCUCUUUAUGGUGAUUGCCAUUUAUGACAUGUAAGUCAAGUUUAUCUUUGUUUUAUGGUGUUUUUUCAAUGAAUUGUCACUCAUUGACCACAUACCGAUAACACAACCUGAGCGUGGCAGGACGAUCACUGUCAAGCUGCUCUACUCUACUCUACCUGGCUGGAGGUUCCCACAUGGCUUAGCAGGCUUCAGCCAAGGGGUAUUCAACUAUUAACAUACGAGGUCCGGAGCCUGCUGGUUUUCUGUUCUACCUGAUAAUUAAUUGCAUCCACUAAAUCAAUCCCUGAUUUAGAGGGGAACAAUGAUAAAAAGCAGUGGAACUGGCUUCGAGGUCCGGAGGUCGUGUCUAAACUUGACACUUACAUGCAACUUCUGCUAUCAGAAUACGAAGAUCGCAUUGAAAAGACGGGUGGUCUGAUUGUGUACAGAUCUGGCUGACACUUCAGAAGGUGGUCUGGCUGACCACUUCAGAAGGUGGUCAGGGAUGCAUUGUGUGCGGAUUUCUCCUCAGUCUGACGCAAUCAGGCUACCGAAAGCUCAUACAGUGGGUGACAUCAUCAGCACUCCACUGUGGUCCACAGUGGUCCUCUGUAGCUCAACUGGUAGAGCACGGCGCUUGUAACGCCAAGGUAGUGGGUUCGAUCCCCGGGACCACCCAUACACAAAAAUGUAUGCACGCAUGACUGUAAUUCGCUUUGGAUAAAAGCGUCUGCUAAAUGGCAUAUUAUUAUUAUUAUUAUUAUUAUUAUUACUCCUCCCACAGCAUGUGAGAAACUUGUUUGCUGGCCUCAUAAAUGCUAGCAUUCUAGCUAAUAUUUAGAAAAAACAUUUGUUUGGCUAGAGUUAUGCUAACCUGUUUGCAAUCCCUUUAGCGUUGCUUGCUUGCUGGCUAGCUACAGAGGUUAGCUGGCUAGUUAGCUACAGUAGUUAGCUACUGUCAUCAGUUGUUGUGGCAUUAUCAUAUUUUGCCUUUUCCACCGUUUGUAGAAUGCAUGCUGGCCUUUGAAUAUAGCGCCGGAAAAGGGAAUCUGGACACGGUAGACACAUUUAUAUAUAGGUGUAGACGCAUGAGACGUUUGGAAUUCCAUGAUCAGAACUCUAUGAUCAGAAUACUAAAGCUGCAUGAACGGGUCAAGUCUAGACACGGCCAGAGUUGAGUUUUAGGGCUUUAGCCAAACUGUGUUGGAUCCUUCAUUGUUGGAUGGAGUAUUCAUUGGCUGUUGUCCCAGAGCGUACAUACCCCCUCCUUCCUCUUAAAGGUCCAGGACUCGAGUCAGAGUAGUCUGUCUGGGAUGCGUGUCUGUGCAGCCUUGCUGGCAGAGCACCAUGGCAGAAUAUAACAUGGUAUUUAUAGUCCCCUUAUUAUUGACCUUUAUUCCACAGCCUUAUUUUUCAAUGAAUUCCUACUGACUCAGUGAGAGCAGUGCAUUGUGAAGCAGGGCGAGGGAUCAUCAUGAUAGAGUGGUCGGGCUAAGCGGUCAAGAUCAUGUGAAGGGCCUUGUGCAGAGUCAAUAAAGAAUUGGCUUGUAGUUUUAUGUCUCUGCCAACACAUUCAUACUAAAUUCAUGAAAGUUAAGCUACAUUGGUGCCACGCGCCAGGGGUCUGUGCAAUUGUACACCGACGAUGGCACAAUGUAGCUAACUGAAAGUUAUUCAGUAUGAUUUGAUUCUAGGCCUCCUUUUGUCAUUCAUUGCUGUUUUUAUGGGCUUUUAUUUCACUGUUGUGACAGCAGAGGAACUGCUAGUACAAUGCAGACUUGCAGGGUAUCAGUGCAGACUUGAAGGGUAUCACUGUACCAGUUUUUCUUCUAGAAACAAGAGAAUAUUACAGUGACUGUAAUGGCAAACCUUGAGCUUUAAGGACAUCUAAAACCAAUGGAGUAAUGAGUUUUACCUAUAUCGCUCUCCCCAAAUGGCAAUGCCACCUAUAAAUCCGUUGACAUUGGAAUGUCCCACAGCUGAAGCACAACUGCCUUGGAGAUGUUUAAUGAUUACCCUGUUCUCUCUUUCUCCAGAGUACAUAGUGGUGUUUAAUGGCUACUUUACAGCCAAGGCACGCAGUCUCUUCAUCAGCAGUACUCUGCGGACCGCCGAGGCCCUGGACUGGCACAUCGUGCUCCGGGAGAACCCAGCCAGUGACUUCCCCAGUGACUUUGAAGUGGUGCUGAUCCGCCAGGCCUCUCGCAGCAGCCUGCUCACCCUGGAGGACCACCCCUACAUCAAGAGGGUCACUCCCCAGCGCAAGGUGUUCCGCACACUCAAGUAUACACCUGACUGUGAGUCUCCAUCUCCGCUCAGCCCUGCUUUUCUUGUUUUAACUGAUCCACAUACUUUAUGCUUUGUCAUAUAGACAGUCCCCAUAUCCCACAUACAGUGGCUUGCGAAAGUAUUCACCCCCCUUGGCAUUUUUCCUAUUUUGUUGCCUUACAACCUGGAAUUAAAAUGGAUUUUGGGGGGGUUGUAUCAUUUGAUUUACACAACAUGCCUACCACUUUGAAGAUGCAAAAUAUUUUUUAUUGUGAAACAAACAAGAAAUAAGACUAAAAAACAGAAAACUUGAGCGUGCAUAACUAUUCACCCCCCCAAAGUCAAUACUUUGUAGAGCCACCUUUUAAAGCAAUUACAGCUGCAAGUCUCUUGGGGUAUCUCUAUAAGCUUGGCACAUCCAGCCACUGGGAUUUUUCCCCAUUCUUCAAGGCAAAACUGCUCCAGCUCCUUCAAGUUGGAUGGGGUCUGCUGGUGUACAGCAAUCUUUAAGUCAUACCACAGAUUCUCAAUUGAAUUGAGGUCUGGGCUUUGACUAGGCCAUUCCAAGACAUUUAAAUGUUUCCCCUUAAACCACUCAAGUGUUGCCUAAGCAGUAUGCUUAGGGUCAUUCUCCUGCUGGAAGGUGAACCUCCGUCCCAGUCUCAAAUCUCUGGAAGACUGAAACAGGUUUCCCUCAAGAAUUUCCCUGUAUUUAGCGCCAUCUAUCAUAAAUUCUGACCAGUUUCCCAGUCCUUGCUGAUGAAAAACAUCCCCACAGCAUGAUGCUGCCACCACCAUGCUUCACUGUGGGAAUGGUGUUCUCGGGGUGAUGAGAGGGGUUGGGUUUGCGCCAGACAUAGCGUUUUCCUUGAUGGCCAAAUUUUAGUCUCAUCUGACCAGAGUACCUUCUUCCAUACAUUUGGGGAGUCUCCCACAUGCCUUUUGGCGAACACCAAAUGUGUUUGCUUAUUUUUGUCUUUAAGCACUGGCUUUUUUCUGGUCACUCUUCCGUAAAGCCCAGCUCUGUGGAGUGUACGGCUUAAAGUGGUCCAAUGGACAGAUACUCCAAUCUCCGCUGUGGAGCUUUGCAGCUCCUUCAGGGUUAUCUUUGGUCUCUUUGUUGCCUCUCUGAUUAAUGCCCUCCUUGCCUGGUCUGUGAGUUUUGGUGGGUGGCCCUCUCUUGGUAGGUUUGUUGUGAUGCCAUAUUAUUUCCAUUUUUUAAUAAUGGAUUUAAAUGGUGCUCCGUGGGAUGUUCAACGUGUCGGAUAUUUUUUUAUAACCCAACCCUGAUCUGUACUUCUCCACAACUUUGUCCCUGACCUGUUUGGAGAGCUCCUUGGUCUUCAUGGUGCCGCUUGCUUAGUGGUGUUGCAGACUCUGGGGCCUUUCAUAACAGGUGUAUAUAUACUGAGAUCAUAUGACAGAUCAUGUGACACUUAGAUUGCACACAGGUGGACUUUAUUUUUUACAUUUUACAUUUUAGUCAUUUUAGCAGACGCUCUUAUCCAGAGCGACUUACAGUUAGUGAGUGCAUUCAUUUUAAUUCUAACUAAUCAUGUGACUUCUGAAGGUAAUUGGUUGUACCAGAUCAAAUUUUUUGAAACAAGUUAUUUUUUUCAUUUCACUUCACCAAUUUGGACUAUUUUGUGUAUGUCCAUUUCAUGAAAUCCAAAUAAAAAUCCAUUUAAAUUACAGGUUGUAAUGCAGCAAAAUAGGAAAAAUGCCAAUGGGGAUGAAUACUUUUGCAAGGCGCUAUACGUGUGUGUGUGUGUGUCAAGUCAUAUAGCUGCCCUCCGGUCAUGUUUUUCUGUGUUUGAUCGACGUUUAGCAGGGAUCAUAUAUCAUGCAGCACCUACAUCCUAACCAGCAGUGGGGCAGCUCCAGGAGAGCACUGUUUGUGCCUGGGGGUUGGUAGAAACUCCUCUCAGGACCUGGGUCAGUAUGAAUGAGUGCUGUGUCUGGGCACAUUGGAGCCCCCUCCAGCCCAGAGCCAUUUUACAUUUACAUUUUAGUCAUUUAGCAGACGCUCUUAUCCAGAGCGACUUACAGUUAGUGAAUACAUAUUAUUUUUAUACUGGCCCCCCGUGGGAAUCGAACCCACAACCCUGGCGUUGCAAACGCCAUGCUCUAUCAACUGAGCUACAUCCCUGCCGGCCAUUCCCUCCCCUACCCUGGACGACGCUGGGCCAAUUGUGCGCCGCCCAUGAGUCUCCCGGUCGCGGCCGGCUGCGACAGAGCCUGGAUUCGAACCAGGAUCUCUAGUGGCACAGUUAGCACUGCGAUGCAGUGCCUUAGACCACUGCACCACUCAGGACCACUGCGCCCUAAAUAGUCGUCCUCCUCCCACCACCUAGUCUGCAUCUGUAUUGCAGGAAUCACUCACCACUACAAUGACCGUGCUGCACUGCAAACCAACACCAGUACCACUUUAAACAUUAUUUAAUUGAAAGGGGACAUUGAAAAUGAACUUGAUGGAAGGGGAGUGCAUUCAAAAUCACAGCGCUCUCCUCCGAGUUGAUGAACCAUUUCAUAGUUUCCAAGGAUGUUUUAUUCCAUUGACAUUAAUAAGGCUAGAAUUAUCUCCACCGAUUGACCUCCUGGAUCCAUUUAGAGGUGGUAAUAAUUAUGAAUUAUUGUAAUAUAAUUACACUUCAUAGUGGAGACAUCAGCAGCUCUGUCAGUGUCGCUGAAGACUAACUGUUACUGCAAUAGGGCCAUUUCACAUGAUUAGAUCAGUGGUGCUUGUUAACCGCCCACCACCAUCUCCUAUAUAUUGUCGCUGAUUAUUGUAGUGGUGCUGUUUCAUUUGGAACCCAAUCAAGUUCAACGAGCUCAUGUAUUCUGCAUGAUGAACUACAUUCAGUAGCUAGUUAACAUCCAGAUGAAGUCAGAAAGCAGCAUUUGUGGUAUUCUGUUGCUUCUUGAUUUGAAAUGAGAACAAAAGAGAUUACUUCACUGUACACAGAAUAAAGAGAUAUUUCAUAUCACAUUGGGGAGCUGUCGAUUUCUCUCAAUAUUGUACACACACUAACAAUGUAUGACUGAAUGUUUGUUUUUCACUCCUGGGCUUUUUCAGCGAUGAUUGUUCUUGAUGUUUUCCUCUCUUGUCAUCUCUGCCCGUCAGCGCCGGACCCCGGGGCACCCUGCAACAACGACACCCGCUGGACCCAGAAAUGGCAGUCGUCCCGGCCACUGUGCCGGACUAGCCUGUCUCUGGCCUCGGGCUUCUGGCACGCCACGGGCCGCCACUCCAGCCGGAGGCUACUGAGAGCCAUCCCCCGACACGUGGCCCAGAUCCUGCAGGCUGAUGUCCUCUGGCAGAUGGGACACACUGGUGAGGACAGACAUACAGCAGGGGGUACUGUGUGUUUGUUUGGCUAACAAGUUUGUGGUUGUUUACAUUAACGUGUCUUGUGUACAUACUUCUUGCAGUUGUAGUUUUUGAGUACAUUUAUUUGCUGGUUGAUUCUAACUGUCUGUAUUCUCUGUGUGUAGGUUCCGGAGUGAAGGUGGCUGUUUUUGACACAGGACUCAUCGAGAAACAUCCACAUUUUAAAAACGUGAAGGAGAGAACCAACUGGACCAAUGAAAAGACACUUGAUGAUGGUAAGAUCAUGGGUUACUAAGUGAACCCUCUUCUCUCCUUUAGUGAUGUGAUCUGAUUCUGUGCUGUGGCCAUUGACACUAAGUUCGGUCUCUUCCUUCUCUCUCCAGGGCUGGGACAUGGUACCUUUGUGGCAGGGGUCAUUGCCAGCAUGCGAGAGUGCCAGGGCUUUGCCCCAGACUCUGAGCUUCACAUCUUCAGAGUUUUCACCAACAAUCAGGUCUCAUAUACCUCUUGGUUCCUGGAUGCCUUUAACUAUGCCAUUCUGAAGAAGAUUGAUGUCUUAAACCUCAGCAUCGGCGGUCCAGACUUCAUGGACCACCCAUUUGUUGAUAAGGUGAAUAAUAAAGAAUCCCAAAAGCAUUUAAACUGAUUUACUUUUUUUAAGUUUAUCCCAUUCUGAGUAUCUUUUGAUGAAAAUGUGUGUUUGUGUGUGCCAGGUUUGGGAGCUGACUGCUAACAGAGUGAUCAUGGUCUCUGCCAUUGGGAACGAUGGACCACUAUAUGGGUGUGUUCUGACACCGAGAGGAGGUGUGGUGGUCAAAAGGGCGUAG